Linderina pennispora is the source of this 912-nucleotide messenger RNA. RefSeq lists its product as uncharacterized. The transcript has 6 exons. Bases 1 to 912 code for a protein of 303 amino acids. NCBI's taxonomy places the organism in Eukaryota, Fungi, Kickxellomycota, Kickxellomycetes, Kickxellales, Kickxellaceae. The record is from RefSeq and is a predicted model, not a curated record.
AUGCUUAAGGCCGUUCUCAGUGUUUUCGCAGUGGCUAUUGUCGCCGCUGCCAACGAGUCGCCCGAACAUGGUGACGUCAAUCUGUGCGGCAGUCUAGCGGUCCUGCCCCUGUUCAACAUCCUGCCGCGCUUUUCCACGCCCAGCGUCUCUGCCCGGGCGCGCACUAUGUCAGCGGCGUCGGUGACUGAUCCCGCCAUGAUUGCUCUGUCUGAGAUGGCCGAGAAUGCUAAGAACUCUGUCGACCUGGCUUCGCGCAUCAUUGCCAACGGCAUUACCGCCAACCACCAGCCAGCGGAGAGCGUGAUUCAGGCCAGGAUUGGCCAGCUCCAGCCCGCUGCUGAACCCGCUGUGCCCGCCACCUCUGCCACUGUCGCAUCGUCGACUGCUGCCCCCGAGACAUCGGCCACUGCUGCUGCUACAUCGCAGACUGCUGCGUCCGACACAGCGGUCCCCGUAUCGUCGGCGCCUGUCCAGAGCCUUCAGGUCUCGCCCAGCCCGAUCCUGGCCGAGUCUGCCACUGGAACCCCGCAUGCAGCCAACCGUAUUGACACGAUUGCGUCGUCGUCUAAUGCCUCCGAUCUAUCGGCUUCGGCUACAGCUGAGUCCGCUUCGGCAGAGUCAUCUGCCACUGCUGCUGCUGAGUCGGCGUCCGAGACCGUUGCUUCGACCUCGGAUCGUAUGGCCCGUGCUGACUCUGUAUCUGCCGACUCGUCAUCGGCCACUGCUGCCUCGUCAUCGGCCACUGCUGCCUCGUCUGUGGAGGCUGACUCUUCGUCGGGAGCAGCAGCGGCUACCUCAGGCACCGCCGCCCGCGCUGAUACUGUCUCUGCUGACUCGUCAUCAUCCUCUGUCUUGGCUGAGUCAUCCUCUAUCUCGGCUGCCACUAUCUCGAGGUCCGGCUGCUCGUGCUGA